AAGAGUGGACCAUUUCCACCGAAUCGGGUCGGACUCGGACUACUUGAAUCUUUCAAUGGGUUCUCUGAGCGGCGGCGGCGGCCAUGGCGGGCUGUGGGGGUGGAAGGGUCCCUGGAGGAACGAGGGAUCGUCGCGGCGUCCUCGUCGGAGGAGCUCGAACCCCUCGGAUUCCGCGGAGCCGGCCGGGAGCGUCGCUCGCCGGUUCCCCCUCAAGCAGGCGGCGACGGCGGGCUCGCUCGCUCUCGCCGGCGACACGAUAGCUCAGGUCAGGGAGCGCCUGAGGAGGAAGAGGGGGGAGGGCGGGUCGGCGGGACCUGCCUCGCCUGGACCGGACGCUGAUGGUGCUCGCGAGGUCGGUGUCUGGUUACGAAUGUUUUCUUGUUCGCCGAAUGACUGUGUUGACAUCAUUCCCAUUCUUAUUUCAGAUCAUGACUGGUUUCGGGCCCUACGCAUGACCUCUUAUGGAUUCCUUUUGUAUGGCCCCGGUUCUUAUGUCUGGUAUCAGUUUCUUGAUCAAACUUUGCCUAAGCCAACAGUUGAGAACUUGAUGCUGAAGGUAUUGUUGAACCAAAUCGUGCUUGGCCCUACAGUUAUUGCAAUUGUUUUUGCUUGGAACAACUUAUGGCAAGGGAAGUUAUCUGACCUUCCUAAAAAAUAUCAAAAAGAUGCUCUUCCCACACUACUCUAUGGAUUUAGGUUCUGGAUCCCUGUCAGUGCAUUGAAUUUCUGGGUGGUUCCACUUCAAGCCCGUGUAGCUUUCAUGUCCAUGGGCUCCAUCUUCUGGAACUUCUGCUUGUCUUCCACCAUGAGCAAGUAGCUGUUGUCUUCUCUGGAAAUUGAAGCUGUGGCUUCAGUUCUGAUGUGCUGUUCAUCGGUUAACUGAAGACUUCGGAAUUGGUAGAAUUCCAUCCCAAAGCUUCGUACGGACAAGAGUCCUUGGUUUGAUCUCUACGUUGCCUGCUUAUUGAACCUUUCUUGGCUCAUCCAGAUUGUACCAGUCAAUGGGAUCCUGUAAACAAUGUUUACUGCCCAAUAUCUCAUCUAAUUGCGGGAUUUGGUGUUCAGUUUACAAGAGGUAAAAUUGAACUGUCAUUAAAAUUCAGGUAAAA
Molecule: messenger RNA, 1109 nt
Organism: Syzygium oleosum
Lineage: Eukaryota; Viridiplantae; Streptophyta; Magnoliopsida; Myrtales; Myrtaceae
Product: protein SYM1
Exons: 5
Coding region: 56-817 (253 amino acids)
Cellular component (GO): membrane; cytoplasm
Source: RefSeq, a predicted model, not a curated record